Humulus lupulus (European hop) is the source of this 432-nucleotide messenger RNA. Its product is annotated as late embryogenesis abundant protein At1g64065-like. Bases 1 to 432 code for a protein of 143 amino acids. NCBI's taxonomy places the organism in Eukaryota, Viridiplantae, Streptophyta, Magnoliopsida, Rosales, Cannabaceae. The record is from RefSeq and is a predicted model, not a curated record. The transcript has a single exon.
AUGCAAUCAUCCAACGAGUUCAAACGAAAGAAGAGGAUCAAAUUGGCCAUCUAUAUCGCCACCUCUGUAGUGUUUCAGAUAAUCGUUAUUACGGUUUUUGGACUUGUUAUAAUGAAAACCAAGUCUCCAAAGCUAAGGCUAAGCAAUAAUAUUGAUAUUCAAAGUGCCAACGUAGGCAAUUCUUCCUCUCCUUCAUUCGACAUAUCCUUUGCAGCUCAACUACGAGUCAAGAACUCCAACUUUGGGCGCUACAAGUUCGACAACACCACCGCCACCUUCACUUACGGCGGCGCCAGCGUAGGACAGGUUAUCAUUCCCAAGGGCAAGGUUGGACUUAAGUCAACCAAAAAGAUUAAUGUGAUUGUGAGUUUGAGUUCAUCCCAAUUGCCAAACAAUGCCGAUCCCGGUAAACGGUACUGGACCCCGACCUGA